Molecule: messenger RNA, 849 nt
Organism: Alternaria arbusti
Lineage: Eukaryota; Fungi; Ascomycota; Dothideomycetes; Pleosporales; Pleosporaceae
Exons: 1
Coding region: 1-849 (282 amino acids)
Source: RefSeq, a predicted model, not a curated record
AUGCACGCUGCUCCUGCACAAGCUCGCGCUAUCAUCGAUGCCUUCCACAACAAGGUAGCUGAAACCGAAAGGCAACAGCGUGAGCUGCAGAUCCAAGAGAGUGAUCAGCACUUCCACGACAUGUACAGUCCAUGCAACCCAUCAUCGACGUUCCAUGACCUACAGUGUGGCCACAGAAUCCAAACAGAGUAUACCGCAAGCUGUGGUGUGACCUGUGCGCGACCGAUGCAAGGCCAGCCGUUCGUCUGCCCGGCUUGCCUGAUCGAUGUAGUACGUGCGGAAGUAGCUCUCGACAGUCUCACUCUUGGCUCCAGUGAUGACACCGCAAUGGACAGCACCGGGCUAGUCGAAGAGGACAGGAUACAACACUUCGCCAACAAGUACGUCGCAGCAAUGCUGAAGAAGGGCUAUCGCGCAUGUAAGGCAGUGCUCAAGAUUGAUGAACCUCGCAUGCAGUUCUUCGAUCAAUUCAUGCGACAGGACGGGUUCGGAAGCGUGGAGGAUGAGCCUGCAGACGGAAUGAUUACGAAGCCACGGAAGCGUCCUGGUGCGGGUGGUGGCCGUAGACAGCCUGCCAAGCUGCAUGCAAUACAUCGAAAGAAGCCUGGGACGUGGGAUUAUCGUGAUCCGACAGGAAGCGAACCAGUUUUGGCAGAAGCUGCGCGCGAAGAUCCAGGCGAUUACAAUAACGAGGAUACGGAAGGCGGUAAGGGGAUGACAGACGAUGCUGUGGAGGUGGCGCAUUCGGGACAGUCCGCUGAUGCAUGUGUCGAUCUCGUUCCGCAGUCAGAAGCAGCCGAGGCUGUACUAAAGGCCAUGGAAGCAUUUGCUAGGCUUUCCACGUGGUGA